AUGGCUCUCCAGGAGGCUGUCAGUCCGGGGCCCAGGUCCCUGGGGCUCAGCCUGCUCCUAGCUGUACUGCACACGAGCCCAGCGGGCAUCAGUGGACACUCGUUCUCUCUGCCACCUGCCUGCCUGACGGGCCUGCUGAGGGUAUCUUGCCAGGGCCUGGGCCUUCACAUGUUCCCAGCAGCGUUGCCUUGGACCACAGAGCAGCUGGACCUCUCUCACAACCACCUGCAAGUCCUACAGGACAAUGCCACGGAAGACCGGCCGAAUCUUCGUCGCCUGGACCUCCGGGGGAACCGACUAGAAGAGCUCUCCCUGGGGGCCCUGCUGCCCCUGCGCUGGCUCCAGGCUCUCAUUCUGGCGGACAACUCCUUGAACCAGGAUUAUGUGUCCAACAGCCAGGCACUGCGGCCUUUGGGCCACCUACGGUUCUUGGACCUCUCUGCCAAUCGCCUGGACAGUGACAUGGCCACCUUCUACGUGGCCAACCUCAGCUCCUUGUGGAGCUUGGAUCUCUCCAACAAUGUCAUCACCCACCUGGCACGUGGCGCCUUCCUGGGCUCCCCAAACCUGUUGGACAUCAACCUUAGUGACAACUACAUCUUGCAAAUAGAAGCUGGAGCUUUCGGAGGUUUGCUGCAGCUGCGGGAACUCUCCCUGGCUAGAAACUCCCUGCACUGCAUCUCUGAUUUCAGCCUUAGGACCCUUUGGCGACUCAACCUGAGCUCCAAUGCCCUGCAGUUCUUUGCCACUGAGGAGGGAAAUCGGGGCUACCAGCUAGAGGUGCUGGACCUGAGCCACAAUCAGCUGGAGGCCAUGCCAAUUCUUUCAGCUCUGCACCAUCUCCACCAUCUCAACCUCUCAGACAACCAGCUGGCCUCCCUGGAGCCCCAUACCCCACCCUCACCUCAGGGCACCGACCCUUGGUACCAAGAGGUGAGCAGGCCAAAUCUGACCCAGAGUGGCCACAACCCGGCAGCCAACCUGCCUGAACUCACUGACCUUGACCUCAGCAGGAACCAACUGGACAUGCUUCCAGUGGGCUUCCUUGGCCACCUCUCUUCCCUCCAGAGACUCAGCAUGGCCUGGAACUGUCUCCAGAAUAUGUCAGCUCGCCAGCCCAGCCCUGGACUGCCUCUUCUGCCCCUGACUUUUCUAGAUCUCCAAGGGAACUGGAUUCAGACUUUUCCAAGCUGGGUCUUUGAAAUCCUACCCAAUCUCGAAGUCUUGGAUUUGGGGGACAAUGAGCUACAGCUCUGCUGGAGGCCAGAGGCUGGGCAAGAUGGGCCCUUCCAAGGAGCCUAUCAGCCAUUCAGCUCUGCCUUCCACCUCAAGCGCCUGAGCCUGAGUAGAAACAGGCUGAAGGGGCUGUGCCCCACCGGAUUUUCCCCUGCAGCCUUGUUCUCUUUAGAUCUCUCGGGCAACACAGGGCUAGCUGUGGCCCCCAGUGACCUCCAGGGCCUGCAGCAUUCCUUACAUGAGCUCUCCCUCCAAGGGAAUGGCAUGGAAAGUGUCCACUUGUGGCUUCCCUGCCUUCAGGAGCUGCGAGUCUUGGACCUCUCAGGCAAUAAGCUGACUAACCUGCCCUGGACCCUCAAUUGUUCCUCAUAUCUGCAUAGCUUGGACCUGCGCAAAAAUCUCCUCCAAGCCUUGGACACAGAGGUCCUGGGUGGCUUGGGUGGCCACCUCAGAUCUAUGUUCAUUGCAGGCAACCCCUUUCACUGCUGUACCCUGGGCUGGCUGUCUGCUUUGGCCAGGGCCAAUGUGAGUGUGCCAGACUUGGAAGAGGCAUGGUGUGUGUACCCAGACAGUAAAGGGGGCUCCUGGGCCCCCCUGACCAGGGACCACAGUCACGUCUGUAUCUGGUGGCAGUGGCGGGGAACUCAGGCUGGGUGGGUGCUGCUGGCUGUCACCAGCCUGUUCCUCGUCUGCUGUGGGGUGGCCGCUCUGCUGCAAAACAGUCUGAAGCUGUCCUGGGCCCUGCAGCCUACGAAGAGUUGGGCCUGCCCAAAGCCAGAGCCAAAGGACAACCAGAAGACCAUGGGUAGGGAGAGCCUGAGUGGGCCUUCCCUAGAGGCAGGCGGGAAAUGCCCCAGUGAAGACUAG
Molecule: messenger RNA, 2103 nt
Organism: Trichosurus vulpecula (common brushtail)
Lineage: Eukaryota; Metazoa; Chordata; Mammalia; Diprotodontia; Phalangeridae
Product: transforming growth factor beta activator LRRC32-like
Exons: 2
Coding region: 1-2103 (700 amino acids)
Cellular component (GO): extracellular matrix
Molecular function (GO): protein binding
Source: RefSeq, a predicted model, not a curated record